UUUGUCUUGUUUCAAGUGAGCAAAGAAACUAGACCAAAAUUGUUGAAGAAAUGUUGUGUUUUUUCAGUGUAAGGUUUAGGUUUUAAAAGUCCAAAACUGACGUUCUUUACCAUCAAAACGUUACGCAUGUCUGGAAUAAACACAACAACUUCUCUCCAAUAAGGGAGAAUUUACAAACAAAAUAAAUUCAGCCUUACAGUUAAAUACUCACUAAGCUAGCAACACUCAACUAAACUACUGGAAAAAAGGGGAAAACACGAUGAAAACUAAGCUAAAAUAAAAUAUAAAAGUCAGAAUAGAACCAAUAAAAUGAAACAAUGAUGUCACAGUUCAUCAGUUUGGUGUCGGUGAAGCUGAGCUUCUUUUCUGGCUCUGGACGCUAACCUGAGAAAAUGUCACUUUUGGGGAACCUAUAAUUCAAAGUUUCCUUCUGCAGAGUUACGAAUAAGAAAAUCUGAAUUUUUGUCCCUUUGACAGGAAACAGAGUGACUAGAUGCACAAAACAUAAACUAUGUGGUUCAGUUCUUCAUGGCUGGAAGCAAAUAUUAAAGAUCAAAGCCAAUAAAAGGAUUUCCUAAUAAAUAUGAACACCAGCUCUCUUUUAUAACCUCUACACCAUUAAAACCUAAAGGUUCAAUUUUUGGAUUUUACAAAAUCCAAAAAGAACAUUUCCUCUACAAACACAGUUUCUAUAGUUGCAGCCUGUAGCUUUAACUAUUUUUAGGCCCUGAUUCUUUACCUUGCAUUUUGAACGUAAGGCUCCAGCUUAGAGGUUCAGUAUCCAACAAGUGCAACCAUAAACUUCGACAUGUAAUGAGAUUUAAUGUGCAUUCUGACUAAAAAUGCAAAAAGACAAAGACACAAAGCUUUAUUUCCUCACCAGAGGAAACCCAAACACUAUGGGUGUUAUAGCCAGGGACUUUCAAGAUCACAGCAUGUUUCUUAAUUUCUGUUUAAACAAUUGGAUCAUUUAUUAUAAAAACAAAUGCACCACAAAAUUAAUGACUGACUUGGGAAAUUUUGAAAAACUUCCCCUAACUUAAGUUUUGUAUUCAUUAACUAUGACUUUGGUACAAACUCUGACAAGGAAGCAGAUUAGAAGUGAAGUUUGAUGUUGACUUUCAGAAUGAAUUAGUCACCAAUUUUAAAUUUCAUAACUGUUUUUCAUACAUGGUUUCUAUUAAGAAUAUAAUUUUCCCCUUUUGCUUUAUUAAACAUCAGGUAAAUAUUAUGUCUGUCAUGUGACCAGUACCACUUUCACCCCACCCAUUCACCCACCAGUUUGAAUAUAUUUCCUGUUCUUCCACCCCACUCUGCUGUCUGUUCAGCUCCCAGCCUCUGGAAAGAUGUCUGUGACUGUGAGCAAAGCCGAUGGAGCCACUGUCCUCACGGUGGUCUCUGACCCAAACGGUCACUUGCCUCCUCUGUGUCAGAUCCUGAAGGCCCUUUGCCACAGCCUGGCGGGCUGUUCGGUGCCCCCACACCUGAAACGGGUUCGGAGAGCCUCCCUGUUGGUACUUGGGACUUUGCACAUCAUGAUUGGGCUGCUCAGUUUUAGCCUGGGAAUCAUCCUCCAUUUCAGUGAAUCCUGCUGUGGGCUAAUAGACGUCACCAGCUUCCCUUAUUGGUCGGGAAUUCUGUUUGUCAUAUUUGGCAUCAUUUGCAUUCUGUGUGAGAAGAAGCCAUGUCUGUAUCUGAUUCUUCCCAAUGUGUUUCUGAACUUUGUUGGGAUCUUUGGAGCCGCUGGAGCCAUUUUCUUCUACAUCAUCAAUAUGACUGAUCCUCAUGGUGUCUGUGGAAGUGUUUAUGGUUCAUUUGGCAAAAAUGAAAGCUCAGUCACGGUCCUUUCCGUAGGCGUCAACGGCGUGUUGGUCGGUCUGUCGGCCCUGGAGCUCUGCGUCGCCAUCAGCGCUCUAGUUUCGGCAAUAAAAGUCCUGAAAAGCUUCAAAAGAAACGAAAACCUGAGCUCCAGUGAACCAGAACAGACGACCAACCCAGAAAUCACAGAAGUUCCCUAUGAAAUUUGCAUCAUUUCUACAAGAAGAAGAAGCUGCUGUGGGAACAUGUUUCCAUCUCCGUGUCGGAUCCUGAAGGCGCUCUGCUGCCACUGCCUGAAGAAGCUGGGAGUGCAGACCUGCUGGGCUGCAGCUGCCGGGACUGUUCAGAUCAUGGUGGGUGUGCUUAAUAUCGGCCUCGGACCGGGAAGAACAAGCACUCGUCUGGGGGAUUUCACCAGCCUGGGAGCUGCUUACUGGUUGGGCGCUGUGUUUGUCGUAACAGGAAUCAUGACUGUUUUAGCGGGUCGGUUCCCUUCCUCCUGCUUGGUGGGCUUCACUGUGUUCCUGAACAUUGUUGGUGCGAUCUUCUCCAUCACUGGCAUCGUGUUUUACGCUAUCGACCUGAACAACUCCUCUCUGCUCUGGGUUUGUGACCGCUCUGGUUCUGAUCCCGAUCGCUAUGACGACAGCUGCAGAAACAUGGCUGCCUUCGAUCAGAACUUACUGACGUCUCUGGACAAAGUCUUGAUUCUCCUGGCUGUUCUGCUGUUGGUUGUCAGUAUUUCUUUUGCUGCUCUUGGCAUCGGGUUCCUGACUGGUGAGAUGAAGGAGGAAGAGCAGGUUGACAGCUUUUCUAAAGAAGACUUGAAGGAAAUCCUUCUCAUCAGUCCUGGGGCUUGAAACCAUCGAUACUUCAGCAGGCGGCGCUGCAAAGCAAUCCAAAACUCAGUGCUACAAAUAAGUUCCUCAGAGUCUUGAUGCCGAGGACGACGGCACUGAUGACGGCGCAGAGCUCCAUGAUGGACAGAACGAUCAGCACAACAUUCAUGCCUAUCAGGAGCACCUGAUCGGACCACAAAACAUUCUCACAACGGCUUCGUGUUGUUUAGUGGACUGCUGCUUUAUGAAUAUUUGUUUCCAAAUAUCACCUAAAUAUGUCCUGUAGUCUUAGUAAUUGGUUACCAACAGGUUAUCCUGACAGCCUGUUAGGGUCAGCCUGAAAGACAUCAGCUGAGUUUCCAUUACAAAUGUCGAUAUUCCACUAAUGUCAAAACAAACACAAUUUUGCAAUUGCAGUAUUUCCAUUAAAUAAGAAACAAAAUUGAAAUGACGUGAAUAAAUUAGUUCACACGAUAAAUCAUUAAAAACAUGCGCACCAUCGUCUUCCAACUACUUCGUGUUGUCAUCUUUGGUUGGUUCUGGUAGUAACAUCCAGCUGUUGAUAAUGUGACUCAUGUGACGUAACAACCUUUUUGUGCGAGGAUUGCUUUUUCAGCCUCAUCGAAAUUUAUUUAUUUUGCAAAACCGAAUUGGAAACUUUUUUUUUUUGCGUCACACAGCGCCAACAUCCAGGUUCUUGGUUUCGCGUGAACAAACUUAUUCGUAAACGAAGUCGUGAUACGUAGAUGCUGUAGAGCACGAUGGCUGCUAUGGCGAAACCAACUCCGGCCAGGUUCAGGAUCACAUUCAGGAUGA
Molecule: messenger RNA, 3473 nt
Organism: Poecilia latipinna (sailfin molly)
Lineage: Eukaryota; Metazoa; Chordata; Actinopteri; Cyprinodontiformes; Poeciliidae
Exons: 14
Coding region: 1347-2678 (443 amino acids)
Cellular component (GO): membrane
Source: RefSeq, a predicted model, not a curated record